Molecule: messenger RNA, 387 nt
Organism: Eruca vesicaria subsp. sativa (arugula)
Lineage: Eukaryota; Viridiplantae; Streptophyta; Magnoliopsida; Brassicales; Brassicaceae
Source: the annotation of a GenBank genome assembly
AUGGCGUUCACGAUCUACAGCUGCAAGGAAUGUGGAUCGGAUCUAAAUCUAAACCCAAAGGACAUGUUUCCUCGUGAUUUCUACUUCGAAGCCGGUAACAAAGGAACCAUCUCCUUCGCCGCCGUGGACGCCGAUAAAUUCAGAUUGGAGAAAGAGGACAAGAUCAUGCCCUUCUUCGAAACCCUAAAUUACUGGGGAAUCCAACGCAAACGGACCAAGAUCAAGUGCAAUAGCUGUAACCACCUCGUGGGUUAUAUCUACGACGAUGGUCCUCCUCUCACCGGCGGUAUAGGCCAGUACGGGUUCGGUCCGAGUCAGGUUGUUCCUCGUGCUCCUCGCUAUCGGUUCAAAACCAAGACCCUUUUGAUCUCGUCAUCCCAGACCUAA